Messenger RNA from Chelonoidis abingdonii (Abingdon island giant tortoise), 1644 nucleotides. The record is from RefSeq and is a predicted model, not a curated record. NCBI's taxonomy places the organism in Eukaryota, Metazoa, Chordata, Testudines, Testudinidae.
UUGUUGCAGUUACUGCAAUCUGAAACCUCUCGAUUAGAAGCCUUUCUGGAAUGGAAACAACUGGAACCAGUUUAUUGGCACUGGAUGGAAACUGUAUUAGAUACCCUUGACGAAGAUGCAAAUACAUUCAAGUCAGAAGAUGUUUGUAAAGAGAAAAACACUUUGCCAAAUGCUAACUUGUGUUGCCACAGUGCUAGCAAUAUUAUUGGAGAAAUUGACAAAUUGACCAAAGAUCUAGUGACUCUACGUGAUGGACUGCAUGAGUUAGUAACUUGCAAGAAGUCAGCAUGGUAUGAAAAGGUCAAAUCAAGAGAAAGAACACUUCCAGAUGAAAGGGAGUUUUGUGCUGCUGUCAGGACCAUAACAGAAGCUGUCAAGCUAAAACUAUCAGAUCUUAAAUACCAUUGUGCCCAUAAAAAGAAUGGAAUGCAUGGUCUGUACAGGCUGGUAUUUAAAGACAAGCAUUCUGCUAGCAAAACAGGUUUCCUCCGUUCGGUAUCGAAGGAGCCCAUUACAAAUGUUGUUAAUGCCACAGAGGUGAUCAGUGAACUGCAAAUGGAAGAGGCCACUCUGAAGAGGGAGCUGAAGCGGCUGCAGGAAGAGUGCAGACACAAGCUAGAUGAGAUUGCAGAAGGGCUGGUUGGAGUGAUUUGUAUCCCACCUAUGAAAAGAUAAGUUCUCAUCAAGAAAGGACAAGGGCACAGGGCUGUUUGAUCAGAAGGCAUUUUAUAAACUGUUGCCUGAGAGUGGGUAAAAUGAAGAUCUGAAUGUGGUUCUAAUUCUCAGCCUUGAAAACACAAUUUGUCACUUCUUUAUAAUAUGCAUUGGGGCCAGAACACUGCACCCUUAAUGGUUCUGUCUGCUGCCCCUUAUUACUUACCUUACCAAUUAAAUUCUACAGCAGGUGUUAGAGGGGGGUGGGGUGUUUUUAAAUCUCUCCUUCAUCUAGCUUUCUGAUGCUCCUGCCAGGCACAGGCUCACUUUCAGAACUCUCUGUUUCUAGACAGACAGUAUUUGCAGGUCUGCAGACUGAAAUACUAAUUACAUUCAGCAUUUAUCAGCAAGUAAGAGUAUUUAUGACUACUAAAAAACCAGGAACUGAGCAGAGAUGAGUGUGGCCUUUGAUGCUGAAAGGUAUGCAAAGCACCAAGAAUGAAAUGUGCAGGAAAGGCUGCUGUUUAGUUCAGCUAGUUCCAUAUUGUGUGGCAAGGCACAGAAUAUAUACAAUUAUCACAAAACAGAUACAAAAUGCUUAGUAGCAAAUAAAAGUGACAUCUUCUUUAUUCACAGGCAUAAUGCACUUCAAAUGAUCAGAUUCUCUAGGGAAACACCCAUUUUUAUUAAACUAUGUAUUCAGUUAUGAAGCACAGUAAUAUCAUUUCCAUAUUCACUAGAGAAUGCUUCUGCAAAAUAGAAAUAAGGCCUUAAAUUCCAGGCUUUAAGAAACCCCAUAGUCUGCCUCUGGAGACUUCCCCCCAGAAUGUAAAGCCUUUCAUUUGGCAUUAGCUUUUCGUCGCUUUCUGCUUGGUUUCAGUAAGAAACUGCUUUUAUUCUUGUGAUUUUCCUUCAGAAAUAAAAACACAAUUUGCUUUUCUUUUGUGAAUUGCAAAGAGCAGCAGGAUUACCUUGGUUUGGAUUUCUGUC